AUGAAGGAGGUCCUCAACCCAGAGGACGUCCGGGUCUCCAGGCCAAUGAAAACCGCAGAAGUGCGGAUUGCUGGCCUGGACGACUCCGUGACCUCUGAGGAGGUGGCGGCGGCCGUUGCUCGUGGCGGAGAGGACUCGAGGCCGGUGCAGCGGCAGAUAGCGCAGCGCCGAGCAGAGCUCCGUCAGGUCUUGGUGGCGGAAUGGCGGCAGAGGCUUCUGCGCCCUACCGCCGGCCUCGCCACCGUCGAGGCGAUCCGGCCAGUGCUCGACGACUGGCUCGGGAGAAGGCACGGCUCCCUGUCGUUCAGGGUGACGCAGGUGCUGUCGGGGCACGGCUGCUUCGGCAAGUACCUGUGUCGCAUAGGCAGGGAGCCGGACGCUCGGUGCCACCACUGCGUCCAUGGCGGGGAGGACACGGCGCAACACACGUUCGUUCAGUGUGUUGCUUGGGAGGAGCAGCGCCGUGUCCUCACAAAUGAAGUAGGAGGCGAUCUGUCGCUGCCGGCCGUGGUACGGAAGAUGGUCGGCAGCGCAGAGUCGUGGGACGCAGUGGUGUCCUUCUGCGAGGACGUGAUGUCGCAGAAGGAAGCUGCGGAACGGGAGAGGGAGAUUUCAACUGCCGAUCCCGCCCGCAGCAGGCGCUCCGGGCGCCGGAGGAGGGCAGACAACGCCCUCUUCCGCCCCCCAUGAACGGGUCCAGGGGCGAAGGACUUGGGGAAGUCCCCGCCCCCUAUUCAACGGACCCGAGGCGGAGGCGCGCGCGGGUGUCGACGCGCGCCUCUGAGGCGUUGCACGGGGGAGUUUAACACCUCACCCCCCCGUGCCCGAGGCGAGGCCCGCAAGGCGGGCCAGCACCAGUGCGGGGCUGCGGAAGAAUUUGGAUUCCCGCGGCCCCGCGCCCACGUGUAAGGAGGACACAGGGGGGUUUUAGCCGGUAAGAGUCCGGCACACCCCUCCGCCUCUCCCCAGGCGGAGGAAGUCCAUGAGGAUUUCCCCCCGAGAAAAAAAAAAAAAAGGUUAGGUUAGGUUAGGUUAGGUUAGGUUAGGUUAGGUUAGGUUAGGUUAGGUUAGGUUAGGUUAGGUUAGGUUAGGUUAGGUUAGGUUAGGUUAGGUUAGGUUAGGUUAGGUUAGGUUAGGUUAGGUUAGGUUAGGUUAGGUUAGGUUAGGUUAGGUUAGGUUAGGUUAGGUUAGGUUAGGUUAGGUUAGGUUAGGUUAGGUUAGGUUAGGUUAGGUUAGGUUAGGUUAGGUUAGGUUAGGUUAGGUUAGGUUGGGGUGCCUGUCAGAAAACCUCCCCGUGUGCUCGGCAACUGCUGGUCCCUGUGGACACGUCCUAAGGGAAGAGCAGUCACCGGGCCGGUGCACCCUGGGCACGGACAAUAAUCUCUUCGCGGGGGGUGGGAUAGAGGAGAUUGUUGUCCGUGGCUAAUUUCGACAGGAGCGGAGGAGUCGCUCCCGAGGGCUCCCUAUCUGCACUCUGCAGCAGCAGAGUGCACGACUAGGGAGCGAGGUGGGGUAGAUCGCGGGCCGUUGUACAGUCCGCGGUCUACGGGUCUCCGCGGCGUGCUCGUCGUGGUGACCGAGGUGGGGAAGGCCGCAGGUUGCUCCUCAACCUGCGGUAUUGGGGCAUCCGUGGCGAGGUGCUGAGCCACGGUGCCAAGUAGGUUAAGUUAGUUUUAAGUUAGCCGUAAGUUAAAAAUUACAAAAUAACAAAAAAUACAAAAAUAUAUUAGGUUUAGUCUUAGGUUAGUGUCCUAGUUGUAGAUACCGAGCAGCGGGCGGUGUAUCCUGCACCGGAGGCAUCCGCUGGCCUCGGGGGGACUAAAUACCCUCCCAAAAAGAGUGGCCGCAUCGCCUUGGGAAGCGAUGGGUGUACCACCCAUAUCGUAAAUGGAAAUGUCAGAUAUAGAGUGUGUCUUGUCUUGCGAUCCGGCUGACGCCCGGCGCUCGCAGGUAUCCGGGCCUGCGAGUGUUAAAUUGGUUACCGAAGGACGCGCAGGGGUAGGCGACCAGGCCCCUGUAGCGGAUGUGGCUACUGGAAGCACCGAUUCUAUGUCAUGUGACCCGGCUGACAACCGGCGCUCACAGGUAUCCGGGCCUGUGAGUGUGAAAUUGGCGACCGACGGACGCGCAGGGGUAGGCGACCAGGCCCCUGCUGCUGAUAGUGCUACUGGAAGCACCAAUCUUGGCACGGUCUUGAGCCAGGGGGGCUGCAGACCGUGCAGUGUGGUCCUGUCCGACGGGGA
Messenger RNA from Helicoverpa armigera (cotton bollworm), 2243 nucleotides. RefSeq lists its product as uncharacterized. The transcript is spliced from 2 exons. Lineage: Eukaryota; Metazoa; Arthropoda; Insecta; Lepidoptera; Noctuidae. The record is from RefSeq and is a predicted model, not a curated record. The coding region runs from base 1 to 690 and encodes 229 amino acids.